CCUUACCCUUCGCUGCGAGUACUCUAUAUCCCUCCAGCCUCGUGCUGUUUUCCGUCCUUCACGUCCUCGCCUCUGUCCUUCCUUUGCAACAAUUCCAGCCUCGAUCCUCCGAUCGUCUUUCGUAGCGGCAACUACUUUCUAUCUUUUCAACGACGGCAGUCUCACAGCUCCCACCAAGCAAGCACAAGCAAAGAGACCAGCCAGUCAUGAAGUUCAUCAUCAAUGCGUUCCUCGCUAGCAUCUGCCUCGUCUUCUUCGCUGAUUUCUCCUUUGCGAUGACGUUGUCGCACAAACAUCAACCAAAAACGAAGCAGGCAGCUGUAGCCGUGCCUCCCGACUAUGAGGAAUGGCCAGCGUAA
Acaromyces ingoldii is the source of this 359-nucleotide messenger RNA. RefSeq lists its product as hypothetical. NCBI's taxonomy places the organism in Eukaryota, Fungi, Basidiomycota, Exobasidiomycetes, Exobasidiales, Cryptobasidiaceae. The annotation marks the transcript as partial. The transcript has 2 exons. The record is from RefSeq and is a predicted model, not a curated record.